Molecule: messenger RNA, 1060 nt
Organism: Entrophospora candida
Lineage: Eukaryota; Fungi; Glomeromycota; Glomeromycetes; Entrophosporales; Entrophosporaceae
Source: the annotation of a GenBank genome assembly
AUGGAGGAUAUUUUGGUAGAUAUUUUUAAAUAUACAAGAUGCCCAGCAUCUUUUAUGAGAGUAAAUAAGUCAUGGUUAAAUACCGCUAAAAAUCCAGUGUCAAGAUACCAUUGGCUAAUUAACAAUUAUGGAGAAGCACAUUCAUUGUUUUUCGCAGUGUAUUUUGGACCAAGUUUCAUUAGUAUUGACUUGGUAAAUUGUGCUUUGAGAAACGGUGUGAUAUUGUCGCAAUAUUUUCUUCAAGUACUUAAGAAAUGCUAUUGGAGGUAUAGAUCUGAUUAUAGUAAAUUUGAAAAACCGUGGGGUUCAGAUUUACCACUAGAUGUCUAUAAAAAAUUAUUAGCAGAAGGAAAUCGUAGAUGGAAUGGAGAUUUUUGUUUAAAUGGUAAUGAUCUUGAAAAGUUUUGUUCCUUGAAUAGGGAUAAUGCAGAUAAUGUAUUAAAUGAAAAGAUUAGAGGUUUGAUUUUUGACAAAAAAUUCAUCCCAAAUCCAAGAAAACCAAAAAUUUCAUAUAAAAAUUUUAUUGAUUUCAAAAAAAAAUCUCAACCACCACUAUUACCACCACCAUCUCUAUUUUUUGAAGAACCUGAUAAGAUGACUGAUGCAUUUGAAAAUGCAGAAACAUUGAAAAUGGUGUCUAAGGCAAUUAUUGCUCACCCAGAAUUAGUUGACAUGUGGAAAGAAAUUGGUUAUGAGACAAUUUGUUAUGAUUAUAAUAAAUCCUCCAUUUUAGAGGAAUGCUUGUUUGAAAUAAUUGGAGGUUGGGGGGAUUUGAAGCAAACCACCUGUGUUCUAGAUUUUUUAUUUCAACAAAUUGAAGGAAGUCCAGAAAAUAUUUUUCUAAAAAUUUUAAAACAUUAUAAAAUUGGAGAAACCAAUGUUAGAAAUGUUAAUGUCAAUGAUGAAAACUUGGAACACUUGAAACUUUUUUCAUUUGAUUUGUGUAUUUAUCAAUGGAUAUUGGAAAAUUUCAAGCCUUAUCCAAUCAUUAUAUCAAAAUGCUUUGUUGAAAUUUUAUUAACUAAAAGUUAUUUUGAUUCAAAUUCUUCAAUUUUAACAA